Messenger RNA from Grosmannia clavigera kw1407, 996 nucleotides. RefSeq names its product 2-nitropropane dioxygenase family. Lineage: Eukaryota; Fungi; Ascomycota; Sordariomycetes; Ophiostomatales; Ophiostomataceae. The record is from RefSeq and is a predicted model, not a curated record. Bases 1 to 996 code for a protein of 331 amino acids. Gene Ontology annotation, molecular function: nitronate monooxygenase activity. The transcript is spliced from 4 exons.
AUGCCCUUCAAUACGGAGCUCACGCGGCGGCUGGGGAUCAGAGUCCCGGUGGUGCAAGGUGGCAUGAUGCAUGUGGGAUAUGCGGAGCUGGCAUCUGCCGUGUCCAACGCCGGAGGCCUAGGCCUGAUCACGGCACUGAUAUUCCCGACGCCGGAGGAGCUGCGCGCGGAGAUCCGACGAUGCCGCAAGCUGACGGGCCGGCCGUUUGGCGUCAACAUCACGUUGCUGCCGUCGCUGGUGCCGCCCGACUACGAGGCGUACGCGCAGGCGGUCAUCGACGAGGGCGUGCGCGUGGUCGAGACGGCUGGCAACAGCCCCGGGCCGGUGAUCGCGAAGCUGAAAAAGGCCGGCAUCACGGUGCUGCACAAGUGCACGACCAUCCGCCAUGCCGUCAGUGCUGUCAAGCUGGGCGUCGACUUUUUGUCCAUUGACGGCUUCGAGUGCGCCGGCCACGUCGGCGAGUCCGACAUCACCAACUUCAUUCUGCUGAGCCGCGCGCGUCAGACGCUGCAGGUGCCCUUUAUCGCGUCCGGCGGCUUUGCCGACGGCCAGGGCCUCGCGGCCGCGCUCUGCCUCGGCGCCUGCGGCAUCAACAUGGGCACGCGCUUCAUGUGCACGGUCGAGGCGCCCAUCCACCAGAACAUCAAGGACGAGAUCGUGCGUGCCCAAGAGACCGAUACCGCCCUGGUCCUGCGGCGCUGGCGCAACACCACUCGCCUGUAUCGCAACAAGGUCACUGAGGAGGCCCUCCAGGUCGAGCAUGGCAGCACUACGGGCGAGUUUGCCGAGAUCGCCCCCUUUGUCAGCGGCAAGCGAGGUCGCCAGGUCUUUAUCAACGGCGACCCCAACUACGGCGUCUGGACGGCAGGCCAGGUCAUCGGCCUGAUUCACGACAUUCCCACAUGCGACGCGCUGGUAUCGCGCAUCGAGAAAGAGGCCGAGACGACGCUGAAGGAGAAGCUGGACCUCCUCGCGCCUCCGGAAAGCAAGCUGUGA